This is a messenger RNA of Papaver somniferum (opium poppy), 1329 nucleotides long. RefSeq lists its product as uncharacterized. Lineage: Eukaryota; Viridiplantae; Streptophyta; Magnoliopsida; Ranunculales; Papaveraceae. The record is from RefSeq and is a predicted model, not a curated record. The transcript has a single exon. Bases 1 to 1329 code for a protein of 442 amino acids. Gene Ontology annotation, molecular function: RNA-DNA hybrid ribonuclease activity; nucleic acid binding.
AUGGAGCAACCAAUUUAUUUCAUCAGCAAGACUUUGACAUCUUCCGAGAGAAAUUAUUCAAAAAUCGAAAAAAUUGUACUAUCUUUGGUUUACGCAACGCAGAAGCUGCGUACUUACUUUCACGCACAUACCGUAACAGUCAUCAUAAAAGCCCCCAUAGAAUCCGUGCUUGACCAUGCCGACAGAGCAGGUAGAAUAUCCAAAUGGGCCCAAAUUAAACAAUUCGGUGUGAAAUACCAAGCCCAGACGGCAAUUAAGACCCAGUUGGUCGCAGAUUUCUUAGUUGAUUUCCCAAUAAACGACGCUGACGAGGUCGAAGGAAUCCCAGGAAUGGAAGAUGAACUAGCAGACCCUCCCGAACUGCUUCGUUCCGAGGACCGAAAUCGUUGGGAAGUCUUCGUCGAUGGAUCGUGCAACUCGGAAGGGUCGGGCAUCGGAAUGGUCUUUACCACCCCGAAAGGCCGAAGGAUUGUCCACAACUUGAGACUUGAAUUCUCCCCCACCAACAAUAUAAUUGAGUACGAGGCGGUAAUGCAUGCCCUCCAAGUUAUAAUCGCACUGGGCAUCCAAAAUGUACGACUAACAAGCGAUUGCCAACUUGUCAUUCAACAAAUAGAUGGAACGUACCAAGUCUCCGAUCCAUGCUUGCAGCGAUACCAUCAACUCGCCAAGCAUUACAUUGAGCAUAUACCAAACAUCACGUUCCGCCACUUAAACCGGAUUAACAACCGAUAUGCUGAUGCCUUAGCAUUCAUUGCCUCCAUGAAAGUAAACCCUGAGGCUACCAAUGUUAUAAUUGAAAGAGUCUUACUCCCUUCCAUCCCUUUGGAAGAAAACAUGGACAUCCUCGUUGUGGACUCAUUAGCUCAGGAGGAAACUCUACCAGAAGAUGAUUGGAGGACACCAAUCAUCAAGUAUCUAGCCAAUGGACACCUUACAAGCGACCAACUUGUCGUCCACAAGAUAAUAUCAAGGUCCGGAAAUUACCAGCUUCGGGACGGUGUGUUGUACAAACAAUCCUACCUUGGACCUCUCCUCCGAUGUCUCUCGUUUGCAGAAAGGCAUAGCAUAUUGAAAGAAAUACAUUAUGGUUACGCAGGAAACCAUAGUGGAAGACGAUCCCUAUCCCACAAACCAAGACUACAGGGGUAUUUUUGGCCUCGCAUGAACGAGGACUCGAAACAAAUGGCGAAAACCGGCAUCGAAUGCCAAAAAUUUGGCAAAAGAAGACAUGCACCAUCAAUGGACUUAAAAUCCGUGAUAAUCCCUUGGCCAUUCGCCAAAUGGGGGGUUGAUAUUGUCGGACCACUAAGAGCCGGCACCGGCUAA